GAGCAAAACUAUGCUCGCUUCGUCCUCCCUUCAACCCCUCAGAAACAUCAUCUCCAUCACCAUCAUCAUCAUCAUCAUCACCAUCGGCCAUUGCCACCCCUCCGCUUGCUAUCCACAUUCCAAUGCCAUCCGCCUCGCCGCCUGUCCUCUUCUGUGGCCGUAGCUUCCGCUGGAGAAAUGCCUCGGUGAGGGCCUACCGCAUGAUCGACUUUGCCAGAGCUUCCUCAGCUGCUACCUCGUGGCUAGUCAGGUACCAUUGAACGAAAGGCAAAGACGAGGUAGGAGCCUCCCGUCGAAAUCCUCAGCUUUAAAUUCCUCGCUCGCCCAUCCUCCUCCGUCAACACUUCUCUCCAUACUCUUCAGUUCACAUCUUCACUUUGCCACACUUGACUUACCACCAGUGCAUUCGUUCUACUACUGUGUACCAAAGUAUCUCAUUACUCCAACACCCCAUCAUCCCAUCACCCCAUCCACGCCAAACUCCGGCAGCUCCGUCACAUCCAGCGUCAUGCAUUUCUCCGCCCUCCUCACCGUCGCCCUCCUCUCCAUUUUCAACCUCACUUCAGCGUCACCUCUCCAGACCAGACAAACCAUUGAUCCCCCUGCCAGAUACUUCCUUCAAACCAAAGUGGUCAACGGUGCUCACAAAGACUGCGGAACCAACAAGACCAACUUGUGGCUCUACUCAUACCAUACCGGGGCAGGGCUUGGUGAUGCAGCACUCUCGUCCAACAAGUCCUGGGCUUGGCAGGGCUACCUGAACGACUCCCAGCAACUCAUGACCUACUCUGGCAAUCUAGGUGGUCCUUGGCCCCUGUCGAUCGGCUACGGCCCCUAUCAACAAUGGAACCAGGUGGGAAUCAGUAUCGCCGGCAUCACUAGCCUUUAUGCUGGUUUCUUCUUCAACUCGUCUGGGCUCCAAUUCAAUGCCAGCACCGGUGGCUGGUUGGCUUGCGACUGGUGGCAUGGCGUGCCCCAGCUCUUCCAGGCCAAUGGCUACGCUUACGGACCCCUUCCGAACUCCUGCUCCAAAGUUCAACUUCAGCCGGUGGCAGUCUGAUUGAUGUCUUGCACUUGUCUCUUUUCCACGGCCUGACAAAAGCAGAAGGCUAGAGUGGGCCGCAUGUUGUUUGGUAUUGUUCAAGCAUUGCAUUGGGCUGGGUUCAUGAGCAUUGAAACAGGGGCUUGCAUUGGGCAAGCGGUAAUCAUCUGUAUCACCAACCAAUCAUAAUAUUUUGUUCCAAGGUUC
Messenger RNA from Cladophialophora immunda, 1249 nucleotides. RefSeq lists its product as uncharacterized. NCBI's taxonomy places the organism in Eukaryota, Fungi, Ascomycota, Eurotiomycetes, Chaetothyriales, Herpotrichiellaceae. The record is from RefSeq and is a predicted model, not a curated record. The transcript has 3 exons. The coding region runs from base 509 to 1060 and encodes 183 amino acids.